This is a messenger RNA of Papaver somniferum (opium poppy), 3038 nucleotides long. RefSeq names its product histone acetyltransferase KAT6A-like. The record is from RefSeq and is a predicted model, not a curated record. Lineage: Eukaryota; Viridiplantae; Streptophyta; Magnoliopsida; Ranunculales; Papaveraceae. Gene Ontology annotation, molecular function: nucleic acid binding. The transcript is spliced from 5 exons. The coding region runs from base 298 to 2565 and encodes 755 amino acids.
CACAGGCCUUGAGAACGCAAAAAAUAAAACCCUAGAAAAAGAUAAUAAAAUAAAAUCAUCUCUCUCGUCCAUUCCUCUAGAAAACCCUCUUUCUUCUGCUUUCAACUUUCUUGUUUUCGUUAUUUUCAGCUGUCUCUUGUUUUCGUUUUCUUUGUGUUUCAGGGAAGGAAGAAGAUAUUCAAGAAGAUAUCUGUAAUGGUUUUUGACAUUCCCCAAAAUUAGGGUUUUGUUUGACUGUCUUACAGAAGAAAACAACGGUUAGUGCAAGACUAGGUUGAGCAAGCAAGGUGGGGGAAGAUGUCGAGUCAAUAUCCGGUAGUCGACAACAAGCCAAUCGAUCAGUGGAGGGUGACCGAGUUGAAAGAAGAGCUAAAAAGAAGGAAACUUAUCACAAAGGGUUUAAAAGAUGAUCUUGUAAAGAGAUUGGAUGAUGCAUUACGCAUGGAGAGGGAUGUGACCGAGGAAGAUGCAGCAGUUAAUGAUGAUAAUGACUCCUGUAUUGAAGAAGUACGUCAGGAAACACAAAUUGAGCAUGAAGGUGGUAUUACAAAACCAAUGGAAACUGAAUCGGUUGAAGAUAGUAGGGUUCAUGGAGACGAAAUUCAAAAGGUCGAUGAAAGUGGAACCACUGUUCAAAUUGAUGAAGAACGGAAUGCCAUUGCAAAACCAAUGGAGACUCAAAUGGUUGAAGAUAUUAGGGUUCAUGAUGUGGAUAAUGCUCCAAAGGUAGAUAAUAAGACAACUGCUGACUUCGAUGAUCAGCGAGGAGAUGUAAAAGCAAACUGCACGGAGACUCGAACCGUUGAAGAUGCUGGGUAUCACAAUGGUUAUAGAACUGAAGAAGUCGAUGAGAGUGCAUCCGCUGUUGACGUAGAUAAGAGUUCCAAAAGUCUGGAUAAGAGUAGAGCUCAAGGUGAAGAUUUAAUCAGUUCUGUAGGAAUGUAUGAGGAGUCUGUGGUUCAUUCAGUUUCCGUGGAAACGAGUAUCUCAGUUAAUGAAACUGUGGUGAUUACCCAGACAAAGUUCAGCAAAGAGGAGUCGAAUGAAAAUCAGGUAAAGAAUGAGGAUUCAAAGGAUCCUCGUGAUGCUGUUUUUACUGUUUCUCAUUCACAUAACCAGGUAUCUGAGGCCGACCCUACUUUAGGGUUUCAAGUAAAUGACUCUAUUUCUUCUGAUUCUAUAACAAUUGAUAAACAGAAUGUACUAAAGGAUUCUUUGAAUGCUAAUGAUUUCAAUUUAGAACCCAAAGUUGCUCAGCCACAGAUGGUCGAACCAUCAUCCAGUGAAGUUCCUCCUAAAGGUGGGGUUUUUCAUCCACUGGAUGAACCUGGUCCGUGUGAGCUAGAUGAUACCCGCAAUGCGAUUAAUGUUGACCCUAGCAAAAAAAUUGAUAGUGCAGAUGGUGGAUCUUCAGAAAAACUAUAUUUAGAUCAAAGUCCAGGGGAUGAUCUGAUGGAAGAGGAUGUAUUGGAGAGUAAGAACAUGGACUCCCAUCAUAUUUCCGAUGGUGUGGGAGAUGAUAAGAAGGAAAUGCAUAUUGUAAAAGAAGGAAGUUCUUUUGAUGCUUCAGAUUCUGCUGUGUCUAAUGACAAGAAUAUUUCUACUAAAGAUUAUAAGAGUGAGGCUGCUCCUGAGAAAAGAAAAUUAGAAGGUCAAAAAGUAGUGGAGAGCAAUGAACCUCCUAAGAGGCAGCGUAGGUGGAAUUCAGAAGCCCCAAAAGUUUCUGAACAGCCAACCUCCAUUCUCACACCUUCAGCGACUCCAAAAGGCACGUUCCAAUCUGUUACUCCAAGACGCAAUUUCACUAGGUCGGACUCAGCAGUUAGUAGGGGUGCAGACGCCCCAAAGGAGCGUGUUGUUCCGCCAUCAUCGAAACCUCCAACUGAUUCCCUUAGAAUCGAUCGCUUUCUACGCCCGUUCACUCUAAAAGCAGUGCAGGAGCUUCUAGCAAAAACUGGAUCUGUCUCCAGUUUCUGGAUGGACCCAAUUAAGACCCACUGUUAUGUUACGUACUCAUCAGUGGAAGAAGCAAAAGAUACUCGAAAUGCUGUGUAUAAUUUGCAAUGGCCUACAAAUGGUGGACGGCUACUGGUGGCCGAGUUUGUCGACUCGCAAGAAGUGAAAAUGAGGGUUGAAGCUCCACCUCAGUCCCCAGCAACACGUGCAGCUGUCAGCUCCAGCCCAGUCACACCUCAGGCACCGUCACCUUUUGCAACCAAACAUUCACCUCGUCAGCAUCUACCCAAGGGGCAGCUCCCACCACCCCCACCACUCCCCCUCCCGCCACCUCCACCACUAUCACAUCCACCUCCAGCUAGGGAACAGCUUCCGCUUCCACCUCCACCCCCACUUAGGGAACAGCUUCAGCUUCCACCUCCACCCCCACUUAGGGAACCGCUUCAGCUUCCACCUCCACCCCCACUUCCCGUUAAUAUGGAUGUUCCAAUCCUUACCCUUGAUGAUCUUUUUAAGAAAACCAAAGCCACUCCUCGUAUCUACUACUUGCCAUUGUCAGAGGAACAAGUUGCUGCGAAGCUUGCAGCUCAAGGAAAAAACUCCAAGUGAAAUGUGCAUGUGCUCAGAGAAUCGCCAUGAGUUACUCUGAUGCAGUUGGAAUCUUUAUAAAUGUUGGUUAAGUUUGGUAUGUAUGGCGUUAUAGUUUAUAUUAAAUUAAUAUCAUUGCAGGUCUAAAGGUGUUUCUUGUAAGCAGGCAAAUUGUUGGCCUUGGUUAUUUGCUCAAGGAGAUCAGGAUCGUUCGUUAGAGCUUCUUUUUAUUUGGCGUGAUUAAGCCAAGUAGGGUUUUGUUUAAUGUUCUUUUUGACAACGAAGAACAUUAUUUCGGGUCUAAGAAACUCGAGGGAGGAGCCUCAGUUGAUUGGUUACAGUUGACUGUAAAAACCUAAAAAUUGUGUUUCUGGGUUGUCUCUUCAACCAUGGUUGUUAUGUUGUCGUACUUAAAUACAUUAGUUUGUAUGGAUCUGAAUUCCUGAUUUGUCAAUAUUGUAGCUGAUAGGUUUUAUAAACCUAAUAUUGGAUCA